Molecule: messenger RNA, 2637 nt
Organism: Marchantia polymorpha subsp. ruderalis
Lineage: Eukaryota; Viridiplantae; Streptophyta; Marchantiopsida; Marchantiales; Marchantiaceae
Source: the annotation of a GenBank genome assembly
ACUCGAAUCAAUCUUCUGAGGUUGGGCUAGACCGGAACGAGACCAGGACAAAUCACGGCUUCUAAAACUUGUCCUGACUGAAGUAGGUCUCGUCUUGCUCAUUUCGAAGGUUGUCGGAACCAGCACUCAGGAUAAAAAUGUUAGAUAUGUGAACUGAAUGCCAGUUGAUGACUGCGGCAGUAAGAGAUACCAGAAACUCGUCAAGGUGGAGGAACCUCAUAACUGCACCAGCCUCGGACAAAAAUAUUGCGUAGACACGCGCAGGCAUACCAUCCGCACCAUUGACUCGGAUGCUUUUCAUUCUUCUUGAUUGGCUCAUUCUUUCUGCACAAAAAUCUGAUACGUAAAAACCAAAGCAUCGAUCCGUUGACUUUGUCCGACCUUAAUAGAGAGUGCGAUUCCAGGCAAGCACCUACAUUCUGGAGAAGGACAACUUUUGCUAAGUCGAUGCCUCUAUAAGUGACUGCUGGCUGGCAUUACUUGUGUUUGCAACGGCAGCUACUGAAGAUUCCAGUUGUUGAAGAUAACAGACCACAAUGUCUGAAGGAAAGAUUCAUCUGUAGAAUACGGAUGAUAAGCUUAGCUUAGACAGGCGAAGGUUGUCUGUAGGAUCUAAUAGAUAUUUUGGAUUGUGAUUAGAUCAUUCUCAAAAUCGAUUUAGAUCCAUGAAUCCGACUUUUGAUUUUCGAGGUCAUCUCCGAAACGUAGUUCCACGAUUUCUGCUCAUGGAUUUCAGGGGACCAGAGUGGCAAUUGAGCCACGAUCAGGUAGUAGGAGUUUGUGUGGCAGGAUUUUUCUUCCUCGUCUGGUUCUUUUGGGAAUUCUACGAUGAUCGAAGGUAUAAUGUCCCAAAAGGAUCUCUAGGAUGGAUUCCGUUCUUCGGCGAGACUCUAGAGUUCGCGAGGAAUCCGCGAGAUUACACUGCUAGGAGAUUUAAAAAGUAUGGACCAGUUUUCAAAGGCUGCUUUCUGGGACUUCGAUCUGUGGUGUCCAUGGAUCCUGAGUUCAGCCAGCUUAGAGAUGUGAACGGAGCCGAAUGUUUCAAGAUAACCCUGCCCAGGAACUUGAGGGCGAUGAUCGGAGACACCUACAACAUGUCGGCCGAGCAAGCGGGACUGCAAAAAGUUCUACUGGGUGUGAUGCAACCUGAGACCUUGAAAUCACAGAUCAAAGAAAUAGAGGCACUAAUCCUGGCGGGCUUGUCUCAAUGGGAAGGAAAAACUAUUGGAGUCUGGAGAUCAUGUAAGAAGAUUGUUCUUUCCAUUUCUGUGUACGUGAAUCUGGGUCAUGAUCCCUCUGAAAAGAAGAUACGUGAUCAGAUUUCCAAGCUUGUACCUAUCUUCAACGAAGCACUUGUAGCACCACCGCUUUACCUUCCAGGCACAUUGUACUACAGAGGCUACCAAGCAAGGUUGAAGAUGGAGAGUUUACUCGGUCAAAUGGUUAAAAGAAGGAGACAAUCCUGGAGUGAGAACAUUCUUCUCACAAGCAAAGAUUUGCUCAGUGCUCUGUUGCGGUACAAGACUACAGAAGGAAAGGAGCUGAGCUUGAAGCAAAUUACUGAUGUAAUAUGUAUUUCGUUCCUCGGCGGUCAAGACACCUCUACUGCAGCUCUCUCAUGCACAAUCAAAGAACUCUCCAAAAGUGCACUUAUCAGAAAGGCUGUUGUGGCAGAAUGUGAUGCCAUCGAAGAGCGGAGAUUUGCUUCAACUUCACUGACAAUGGCGGAUACAAGAAACAUGCUUUACAUUAAGAAGCUAUUCAAAGAAGUCCUCAGAAAACAUACCAUCGUUCCUUUCACGCAGAGGCAAGCCAAAGAAGAUGUAGACAUCAAUGGUUCUCUGAUUCCUAGAGGGUGGUACGCAAUAGCGAUGUUGAGUAGUAUUAACAUGAACCCUAAGCUUUGGACAAACCCAGAGGUGUUCAAUCCGUCGAGAUUCGAUGAACCGCAGCAGGCAAAAGUAUUUGCACCUUUUGGGGUUGGAGCGCACAUGUGUCCUGCUAAAGCCCUCGCUGAACUGAUCUCGAGUAUCUUUGUGUACCAUCUUCUCCACAAAUACGAGUGGAAGGUGGAGGGCAAGCUUGUGGAUGAGAAACUUAAAACUGGAGCUCUACUUCCUAUUCCAGUCCCGAAAGAAGAGAUUCGUCUUCUUGUCAGACGAAGGAAAAUGAUUGCGAAGAAGCAGAUGACACCACCGUCAACCUUCGUACCCACUCAUCGCUGAAACCAGUUAUUAAACUUUCUGUAGGAUUGUGUAGGCCAGUCUGUGUAGGAUUACACGGACCUCCGGACACCAGUCGACAAUUUCCCAGCAGCCAACCAAGAGUAGAUUUCCCCCUCCUACGAUGAGUAUACACUCGUGAAGGAUCCUGAUGUCUACUGAUUCGAACUUACUGUCUUCGUUUACUCAACGUCUAGAGAGGAGGAGGGAAGAGGACUUUGAUUGACGAAUUAUGUUGGACCAGAAAGAAAAAUUGGCAUUCAAUAUUAACGUGAGUCCCCACCAGAUUUAUAAAGCCAUCUCAAAUUGGAAUGUACUUGUACAAACCUUGCGUCUGUGUACGAUACAAAUAACAUUCAAUGUAAGAGUGUAUACUUCGUCAAGAAAAAUGAAAAUUUCACAACUAUUAUUUGGG